This is a messenger RNA of Orcinus orca (killer whale), 1191 nucleotides long. It is a transcript of the gene FNDC11, whose product is annotated as fibronectin type III domain containing 11. The record is from RefSeq and is a predicted model, not a curated record. The coding region runs from base 49 to 1134 and encodes 361 amino acids. Gene Ontology annotation, molecular function: protein binding. Lineage: Eukaryota; Metazoa; Chordata; Mammalia; Artiodactyla; Delphinidae. The transcript is spliced from 2 exons.
CCGCCCCCACCCCCGGGGGGCGGGACGUCACAAAGGCCCGCGGUCCCCAUGGCAACCCGCGGAACGCCGCGGCGCAAGGCUGGGCACGCCGGCUCAGCGCACAGUCGGCAGCACUGCUCCGCCCGCUGCACGACGAAAGACAGUGAACUUGCAGGUGACAGGCUGGACCCGGACAGAAUGAAGCUGGACAGCCCUCAGUGCCUCCUGGACCAGGAGGAGGCGGGGGAGGCCGGGGAUCGGCAGCUGCUAGAGCCCGAGACGUGGCGGACGUACGCGGAGCGCCGCAUCGCUCUGCGCAAGUUCCUGACCGCGGACCUGAGCCCCCAGCUGCUCAAGCGCCACCACGCCCACGUGGAGCUCCUCAGGAAGUGCUCCUACUACAUCGAGAUCCUCCCCAAGCACCUGGCGCUGGGCGACCAGAACCCGCGGGUGCUGCCCACCACGUUCCAGUUCAUCGAGCCCCAGAAGUUCCAGCGCAUGAAGAAGGUGGGCGCGACCCAGGCCAAGAUCCAGCUCCUGCUGCUAGGGGAGCUGCUGGAGCAGCUGGGCCACGGCCACUCUGAGCUGGACGCCCUGCUCGAGUCACCGGACCCUCAGCCCUUCCUGGCAGGCUGGGGGCUCGUGGAGCAGCGGCUGGCAGACCUGUCGGCCGUCAUGGAGAGUUUCCUGGCCACGAUGGUGCCAGGGCGUCUGCACAUCAAACACCGCCUGGUGUCUGACAUCAACGCCACCAAGAUUCCCAACCUCCAGGUCACGCUGAGCGCCAAGACGCCCGUCACGUUCGACCGCAAGGAGUCGGUGGCCCACGAGGACUGGGCCAGCCUGCGCUGGUCUGUCACGCUCCAGCCGGCCGCGCCAGAGCAGUUUGAGCUGCGCUACAAGCUGCUGGACCCGCAGACACAGCAGGAGCGCGUGCAGUAUAGCAUCAUCCCCGUGGCCGCCUACGCCUUCGACGUCCCCAACCUGCUGCCCAACCGCUCCUACGAGUUCACCAUCAAGAGGGUGGAGGGCUACACGCUGGUGUACGAGCCCUGGCUGGACAGCCUCACCCUGCAGACCGGGCCGAGGGCCGUUGAAGGGCCCGCCCCCCGGCGGCUGGGCAAGCUAGGCCCGGCCCUGACCACACCUUCCUAGAAAUGGCUUUUUAAUACUUACACGCUAAUAAAGAGGAGUAUAAACACGCAUCGGCAA